This is a messenger RNA of Penicillium antarcticum, 609 nucleotides long. RefSeq lists its product as uncharacterized. The transcript has 2 exons. Bases 1 to 609 code for a protein of 202 amino acids. The record is from RefSeq and is a predicted model, not a curated record. NCBI's taxonomy places the organism in Eukaryota, Fungi, Ascomycota, Eurotiomycetes, Eurotiales, Aspergillaceae.
AUGCCUGACACGAAUCCUCGACGUCUCCGUCCUAGACGGCAAGCUCCUAAUCAAAGUGAACCGCCAAGUGACACCGAGUCAAUCCCACAAAGUGAUGAUGACUAUAGAGACGCCGACCGUACUCUUCGUCAAGAGCCUUCUCAGCAGCAAAAUCCACUGCACUUCCCGGCACUAGAAGCCACUAGCGCCAACAACAUCCAAGCGAAUGGACGCCCUAUACUUAAUAUAGAUAGGAGCAACCGAAGUGACUCCACUGAGAGAGAAGUGCCGUAUAAGCAUGAGACCGUCGGUAACCAAUACCUCCGUCCGCAAAUAAGACCGAGAGAAUCACCCGAGUUUGAAAGAGCUAUUUCGCACCUCAAAAGGGCGAAGGAGGUCGUCAAAAAGCUCAAAGACAACACUAAAUUCGAUGCCCUUAAGGGCAAGGCCAAUUAUCGUUAUUGGGCCGACAAUAUAGAGCAAUUUUUUGAUGACAAUACCGUCACUCCAAUUGUAUACGGCGAAGUCAUUAUCUUGCCUCGCGAGCACCGCUACUUCCUGGCACAAGCUCAAUUCGUAUCAUUCGCAAGAAGGGCUAUCAAUAGCCACGUCUCGAAGCAAAUUCAGUAG